Molecule: messenger RNA, 1710 nt
Organism: Lipotes vexillifer (Yangtze River dolphin)
Lineage: Eukaryota; Metazoa; Chordata; Mammalia; Artiodactyla; Lipotidae
Gene: FNBP1
Product: formin binding protein 1
Exons: 13
Coding region: 94-1707 (537 amino acids)
Biological process (GO): signal transduction
Molecular function (GO): protein binding
Source: RefSeq, a predicted model, not a curated record
CUUUCGAAGAAAUACCAACCUAAAAAGAACUCGAAGGAGGAGGAAGAAUACAGGUAUACAGCAUGUAAAGCCUUCCUUUCCACCCUGAAUGAGAUGAACGAUUAUGCUGGACAGCAUGAAGUCAUCUCCGAGAAUAUGACCUCCCAGAUCACUGUGGAGUUAGCACGCUACGUCCAGGAAUUGAAGCAGGAGAGGAAAUCGCACUUUCAUGACGGACGGAAGGCACAGCAGCACAUAGAGACUUGCUGGAAGCAACUAGAAUCAAGUAAAAGACGUUUUGAGCGGGAUUGCAAAGAGGCUGACCGAGCCCAGCAGUACUUUGAGAAAAUGGAUGCUGACAUAAAUGUUACAAAAGCAGAUGUUGAAAAGGCACGACAACAAGCUCAAAUGCGUCACCAAAUGGCAGAGGACAGCAAAGCAGAUUACUCAUCAAUUCUUCAGAAAUUCAACCACGAGCAGCAUGAAUAUUACCAUACUCACAUUCCCAAUAUCUUUCAGAAAAUACAAGAGAUGGAGGAACGGAGGAUAGUGAGAAUUGGAGAAUCAGUGAAGACGUAUGCAGAGCUGGAUCGGCAGGUGAUUCCAAUCAUCGGGAAGUGCUUGGAUGGAAUAGUAAAGGCAGCCGAGUCAAUUGAUCCGCAAAAUGAUUCACAGCUGGCCAUAGAAGCUUAUAAGUCCGGUUUUGAGCCGCCUGGAGACCUUGAAUUUGAGGAUUACACUCAGCCAAUGAAGCGCACUGUGUCAGAUAACAGCCUUUCGAAUUCCAGAGGAGAAGGCAAAUCAGAGCUCAAAUUUGGUGGCAAAUCCAAAGGAAAGUUAUGGCCAUUCAUCAAAAAAAAUAAGCUUAUGUCCCUUUUAACAUCCCCCCAUCAGCCUCCCCCACCUCCCCCUGCCUCUGCCUCACCCUCUGCUGUUCCCAACGGCCCCCAGUCUCCCAAGCAGCAAAAGGAACCCCUCUCCCAUCGCUUCAACGAGUUCAUGACCUCCAAACCCAAAAUCCACUGCUUCAGGAGUCUAAAGCGUGGGGGUGCGACUCCAGAAGAUUUCAGCAACCUCCCACCUGAACAGAGAAGGAAAAAGCUACAACAGAAAGUCGAUGAAUUAAAUAGAGAAAUUCAAAAGGAGAUGGAUCAAAGAGAUGCCAUCACAAAAAUGAAAGAUGUCUACCUAAAGAAUCCGCAAAUGGGAGACCCCGCCAGUUUGGAUCACAAAUUAGCAGAAGUCAGCCAAAAUAUAGAAAAACUGAGACUGGAGGCCCAGAAAUUUGAGGCCUGGCUGGCCGAGGUUGAAGGCAGACUCCCAGCACGCAGCGAACAGGCCCGUCGGCAGAGUGGCAUGUACGAUGUGCAGAACCCCCCAGCCGUCAACAACUGUGCACAGGAUCGGGAGAGCCCGGAUGGCAGUUACACGGAGGAGCAGAGUCAGGAGAGUGAGGUCAAGGUGCUGGCCACAGAUUUCGACGAUGAGUUUGAUGAUGAGGAAUCCCUCCCUGCCAUAGGGACGUGUAAAGCUCUCUACACGUUCGAAGGUCAGAACGAAGGAACCAUUUCAGUAGUUGAGGGAGAAACACUGUACGUUAUAGAGGAAGACAAAGGUGACGGGUGGACCCGCAUCCGGAGAAGUGAAGACGAAGAGGGUUAUGUCCCCACUUCAUACGUCGAAGUCUAUUUGGACAAAAAUGCCAAAGGUGCUAAGACUUAUAUUUAAUAC